UGUUUCUUUUCGCUUUCCAUUCUAGCAUUGCUGAUGUCUAUUAACAUGUUGUCAUGGGCUUCUGAUAACAUACAACAUGGGUACUACGACUACAGGAGAGGCUGUAUUGACUGGAGUUGCAACAUCACCACACCAACAAUUUCUCCCUACGAUCGCAACAAUACACUAACAACCCCUCAACCUCAUUGUUAUGAUUGUUUGCCUGGUUGUUGUCAAAAUGGCAACAUUUACAAGGCUGACAAAACCAAUAAGGUGUUGCUGGACUCGUUCACUGUGGGAUUUGGAGUUUUGGAAAUGUUAAUCUGCAUGGUAACCAUAGGCCUUUCUUUCUCUCAAUUGAGUUGUUACGUAUGUUGCCGCUGCAAUUGUUGCCCACGUGCCAAGACUAUUAGCCAAUACCAGUUGGCUAUGACCCCCAAUGGCAAUCUGAUGAUGUUAGCUGUAUCAAAAGCAGAUCAUCAUGUGCCAACAAUGGAACAGAACGAACAGAACCAGCCAAUGACUGUGCAGAUAAUUCCAAAGAAACACAUUGCUACUCAGAACCAACCAGUAGGGGCUCAAUCUUCACCACCUUUUGGAACUGGAGAACAUUUUGGAACUGAAGAACAACAAGUACAUGAUGCACAUCAACCAGUAACCCUCAAGGCACAAGAGCAACCAGCGUUAGUCCAGAUCCCUGGCCAAGUAGUGAUGGUAGGUGAACAGGGACAAGUACAAACCCAACCACAGGGGAAACUAAUGCUGAUCCAAAAUCUGGGGAAACCAAUGAUGGUCCAAGAUCAGAGGCAACCAAGGACGGCAAAUCAAGAUCAGGGGAAAUCACUGUUUUAACAGUCAUUGUUUGUGGAAGGCAUUGUUCAGGGCCAGGGACAGCCAACCAAUCGGAAAGUCAUGAUUCCAGGACAAGGUCCAUCACUUCAUACGGUGACCCAAUUUCAGAUGCAGAUACAAGCUAUUGGAGAACCUGCUGAUACUGGAUAAGCAAUGUCAUUAGUAGCUGGAAAAGAUGCUGUAAUCCUUUAAUACAUUUUCUGUAUUAAAAAGUAUUACCUCAAUAACCAGAGUAUGAAUAUCUAGAUGUUAGAAGGAAUAUGAACAGGAUGAGUCAACUACAGUGUAAUCCGACUUAUGUAUAUGCAUAACAACAACAAAAUCAACAACAACAACAACAACAACAGCAACAACAAUAAUAAUAAUAAUAAUAAUAAUAAUAGGCCUAAUAAUAAUAACAGUUGGAAAUUACCAUUAUUGUAAUUUUAUUAUUAUUUUUAUUAAAUUGUCUAAAAUACACGUUGCUCAUCAGUCUGAAAUACAUAUUGAUCAUUAAAGUAAUAUUUUGCUUAGUCUCAAUAUUUAAGCAUAUUCAGUAUACUGUUUCAGUGUUGUUUAGAAUUAGACGAAAGCUAAGUAUUAUUACACAGAAUUUUAUAAUUGUGCUACUAUUUUGUAACUGAUUGUUUUAUAAGAUUAUAAAAAUAAUAAUAUGUCGUUUAUAUAUAUGCGCCUAAUGCCUUAACUACAGCAUGGUUUGUUCCAAAUCGUCAUUGUGGUACAUUGAUAAAAUAUCAAUGUUAAAUGUUAAAUGUGUUUUAUAUAGAAUUUUAUUAUGUUUAAAGGAUUAUUAUAUAAUCUAAAGGACUUAAUUAAAGUACAUUAAAUUAGACUCGUAACACUCUUCCUCAAAGUUUAGCCCACCCACUUUUUCUACUGGGGGCCCUGUCCCCACUUUUGUGACUGUUCCCAGCACCAGUGACAAACAUUCUGUACUUAGGCAUAUGAUGGGAUUGGGGGUUGGGGUAGGCACUAUUAAUGGAGCGACUCUCUACAUCUUCGUGCUAACCACGAAGAUGUAGGCCUAUAGUAAGUGUAACGGAUUGACUUACUGUAAACCUUCAAACACACAUUUAAACUCCAUCUAAUUUAACGAAAACAAUAAGAUAAGUAAUUAGGCCAUUUUUGAAAAUAAAGU
Molecule: messenger RNA, 1969 nt
Organism: Anneissia japonica
Lineage: Eukaryota; Metazoa; Echinodermata; Crinoidea; Comatulida; Comatulidae
Exons: 3
Coding region: 34-831 (265 amino acids)
Source: RefSeq, a predicted model, not a curated record